AUGAGCUCCAAACCAAAGCCCAUCGGGAUUAUCGGGGCGCCGUUCUCCAAAGGACAGCCUCGAGGAGGGGUAGAGAAAGGCCCUGCAGCACUGAGGAAUGCUGGUCUGGUGGAGAAACUUAAAGAGACAGUGUAUGAUGUGAAGGACUAUGGGGACCUGGCCUUUGCUGAUGUCCCUAAUGACAGCCCCUUUCAAAUUGUGAAGAACCCACGAUCUGUGGGCAAAGCCAAUGAGCAGCUGGCUGGUGUGGUGGCAGAGGCCCAGAAGAAUGGAAGAGUCAGUGUGGUGCUGGGUGGAGACCACAGUAUGGCAGUUGGAAGCAUCUCUGGCCAUGCCAGGGUCCACCCUGACCUAUGUGUCAUUUGGGUGGAUGCUCACACUGAUAUCAACACUCCGCUGACAACAGGCACUGGGAAUUUGCAUGGGCAACCUGUGUCCUUUCUCCUGAAGGAACUAAAAGGAACGUUCCCUGACAUACCAGGAUUCUCCUGGGUGACUCCCUGCAUAUCUGCCAAGGAUAUCGUGUACAUUGGCUUGCGAGAUGUAGACCCUGGGGAACAUUACAUUAUAAAAACUCUGGGAAUUAAGUAUUUCUCAAUGACUGAAGUGGAUAAACUAGGAAUUGGCAAGGUGAUGGAAGAGACGUUCAGCUAUCUACUAGGAAGAAAGAAAAGGCCCAUCCACCUGAGUUUUGAUGUUGAUGGACUGGACCCAGCGUUCACUCCGGCUACUGGUACACCAGUUGUGGGAGGCCUAUCCUAUAGAGAAGGUCUCUACAUCACAGAAGAAGUUCACAGGACAGGGCUACUCUCAGGACUAGAUAUCAUGGAAGUAAACCCAGCUCUGGGGAAGACACCAGAAGAGGUGACAAGUACAGUGAACACGGCAGUAGCAUUGACCUUGUCUUGCUUUGGGACUGCUCGGGAGGGAAAUCAUAAGCCAGGGGUUGACUACCUUAACCCACCUAAGUAA
Messenger RNA from Mesocricetus auratus (golden hamster), 972 nucleotides. It is a transcript of the gene Arg1, whose product is annotated as arginase 1. The coding region runs from base 1 to 972 and encodes 323 amino acids. The transcript has 8 exons. Gene Ontology annotation, molecular function: arginase activity; manganese ion binding. The record is from RefSeq and is marked provisional. Gene Ontology annotation, cellular component: cytosol; nucleus; cytoplasm. Lineage: Eukaryota; Metazoa; Chordata; Mammalia; Rodentia; Cricetidae.